Messenger RNA from Meleagris gallopavo (turkey), 4047 nucleotides. Lineage: Eukaryota; Metazoa; Chordata; Aves; Galliformes; Phasianidae. The record is from RefSeq and is a predicted model, not a curated record.
GCUGGAGGUUCCCUGCUCUGCCCCGCACUCAGCUGAGUGCACGUGUGCAGAUUUAUCACCGAUAUCUGGGUAUGGAUUUAAGUUCUCAGACCAAGGAGCUCCCCUCGGAGUCCCAAUUCUGUUAGGCUCGGUGCAGCUGUAUGCAGAAAUGGCUGCUGCUUGCAGUGACCACACCUUCUGUUGAUGGGAUAAAGGCACCCUGCCCAGGUGUGCUGCAUGUAGGAAAUGGAGCCCUUCAAUGCCUUCUGCAGGCCUUCCCUGGGAGGGUCCUUGGCCCAGAAGCAGCCCUUUGCUUGGGUUACUGUGCUCUGUUUUCCUUUCCACACCUUUGAGAAUGCAUUGCAGAACUCAAAGCACUUUGUUGCCUGCUGUACCUCACAGAAUGCCGGAUUUACUUUUCACGAAGAAGCAGUACCUGGCCAGACCGCAUUUUUCUCGCUCUCCUUGGUCAUGGGAAGAUUGGAAACAAUAUUCUUUUGAUGCUCAGUGCACUCAGCCUGCGUGCGUGUGCGGCUGUGGCAGUGGAGGAGGAGGACAAACUUUGCUACCUGUGAGACGAAGGCUGGUAGCACUGGAAAUGAAAAGAGUUCCAUUUACGAUGUUGUUCUCAGGCUCUGUAAAUGAAUGCCUUGAUGACUUCAUAGGGAAUUCCUCAUGGACAAGAAGGAGAAAGGGUCAUCUGAGUUCUCCUGAAGAUGGGAGGCAGGGCCAGACAGGCCCCAACAACAUUCCUAGGGCGCAGAAUGUCACCUGCUGCCUCUUCUCCUCCUACAGUUCCACACCGAGGUUCAGGUUUUCAUUGUCUUGUCCAGCUUCAUACUGCAUGACUUGGCCAAAGGAACAAGAUUACAACACUACGUAACGUUCUGUGUGCGGAGAUGAUACCAUCAGUUGAGAGAGCAGUGGAAGCAGAUGUAAUCUGGCUCCAAGUGUCUAAGGAAUGUGCCAAAAUUCAGUUUAAAUUCUGAGAGCACAGUUAAGUCACUUGGAAGUCAUGUUCUUUCUACAUAAUUUACUUCAGGCUUUGUUUCUGGUUGUAUCUUCCUCCAUUCUACCAAUGAUACCUGCCUUGAUAUCCAUCUCUGGUUCAUAGUCCUGCCUGUGCAUAGGAAACCCUUCCACUCUUUGCCAAGUUGUUAUCUUCUAGACAUACAAGUCCCACCUAAAAGCUCACUUCUUCAGCAUGGAACACAAAAAAUGAUUUUUUUUCUUGCCUACAAGGCUGUAGAUAGAUUAGCUGAACAGCGGCCACAUGUCUGCAUAAACUGCUGUGGUGUGGUUCUUCUUCCCUCAUUUAACUUUCUUGUUUCAUUUGAUUUGCUGAGAAAUAAGCUGAUUAACUGCUUGAGUUAGGACUUCAUGUCAAAUGAUUUCAUUUGCCUUUGUUGUACAUGUUGAAUUCUGCAUAAAUAAUAGGUGAAUGGUGAAAAAUAAUAAUUCAGAUACAAGCUGCAGCUCAGAAAAAUGCUCAGUUGGCAUUAAGAUUCAGCGACGCCCAGUGAGCGAUGGAAAUCAAAUGCUGGUGAUGAUUACCAGCAGAGGAUCAUGUCUUGCUGAAAACAAUGGGGUGGACAAGAAACUGAAUCAAGUCUUGAGUAACGUGGCUUGAUCACAGAGCUGUGUCGAGCAGGAGGUUGGACUGGAGACCUCCUGAGGUCUCAUCCACCCAAAUGAUCCUAUGAGCAGUAAUUAGUCCAGUAUAUAGUUUUAUAGUUAUCAUGUUGUGAGCGUUCAGCAAUUAAAUGUGCACAGACAGGUAACACAUCACAUAGCAUAUAUCCUCUGUCCUUUGUGCAAGUGAAUGAGCUGGGUGCUUUCAGUCAUUAGACAACAUAGUUCUUUGAGGAUGCAGGGAAGCCUCCUUCCAGAAGGUGAUAGUGAAAUCUAAACCUUGGUAAACGAUCCUUUGGGCCAUCUGCCUCUUACUUGUUUAAAAAGCUGUGUUCAUAGAAUGGAUCAGGCACGGGGCUCGGUGACAAACCUUCAUUGUUCUGAGGUUUAAAAUAAACUUGUUGCGGCCGAAGAUGACAGUGUUAGUUUCCCAGAAUGCAUGUUGUCAUUUCAGUGCAGUACGCUUUGUCAACCAAGCUGUGAUUAAUUGCAGCAGGGCUGCUUACAAUUUGAAACAGACAUCAAAUGCUAAUUUCUCCCUUAAUGUUUGGAUCAUAUGGGGGCUGGCUGUGCACCCAAUUAGUCCGUAAUGCCGCAGAUAGUUCUGCACUGGUGUGCCUGUGCUGAUGAGGAUGGUCUGGUUGAAGUUGCUGAAAUUACAUAUGAGUCGAGCUCUGUAAACAUGUGUUUGUGUAACCCACUGGUAUGUGUCUGAUGUAUGUCCCGAUUUACUGGCAACUUAAUAAGUGCUGCUGACCUGUGUCCUGCCCUUUCACGCACUUAAGCAGGCGCACAGAAAUACUAGUCUGGCUGGCCUGUUGAUCAGCCAGCCUCCCCGGGGACCAGAUUUUCUGCCUCAUGAACUGGAUCUGGCCCCUGAACUCACCAGCUGGUUAUUCUGCUCAGUGGGUAUCAGUAAUGUAAGGAGAACGAACUGCAGACAGGCUAGCUCACAUACCUGCUCAAAGCAGGACCAGCCUGACUGGUGCAGGGGGUAAUUAUGCCACGUUAAAGUGGUUUUAUACUUUUGAGGACCUGAGCUGAUCUCUCUCCCUGGAGCGGAGCUGAGAUAUAUAGGCAUAAUAGUUCUUUUGGAGUUAGCUCAGAUAUGUGACACAAUGCUGCUAAUGGAGACUUGUCCCAGAUUCCCCAUCUCUAGAUCAAGCUAUAAUUACCUGUGUGUUCUGGCCAACGCUGUAGUCACCACAAUUAGGGAAAGGUGAACUGUGAUGCCCCAAGCCAGAGUCUGCUUUGUGUACUGUGUUGGUCAGUGUGUAUUGUGCAUCCCUUGAGUGCCCAAAUCUCAGAGCAAUGGGGUCUGUCUUGGCUGUUGGUCUUGGACCCCACAGACCACACUGUACAGAAUGGUUGGGUUACUUUUGGAGAUCGAAAGUACAGUCCCAGGGUAGCUGGACAAGGUAGCUAUGACAAAUUUGCAAGCCCCAAACUCUCAGGAUGCACAUUUGUAGGUAAAAAGCUUAUGAGCUGUUAACAUUAUUGCAUUCUUGUGACAUUACAGGCUGACAUAAGAAGAAAAGUGACUUCACAUGUGUUUGUGAACUAAUCCGCUAUUAAUAUGGGCAUCGACUAUGAUGCUAACUGAUUUUAUGACAAGAAAAUAGAAACAGUAAACCCGAUUCUUAUCUCUCACUGCCUCGUUCCCCACUGUAAUAUCGUUCCCAUUCAGUGGGAUUCUCUAUUACAGAGCAUAAAGCAAGAUUAUCAGACUGAUUGGAAAGGAAUAUGUGAUGCCCCAUUCCCCCACCCAAGUUCUGAGAAUAUGUUAGGGAACUGGAAAAUAAGAAAAGAAUCAAAAAGCAGAGAUAACUGAGCAAACUGGCGUUUGCCUAAGGCAGUGGGUUUCACAUUUCUGCUCUUCCAUCAAGCAGGAGUUUUAUAAAUACAUUCUUCAUUGUGCUAUUACAAAGUCCUUCACCUACAGGGCAGCCUCCAGAUUUUGCUCCUCGGUUUAGAUGGUUAUGCUUGCCACAAGAACUGUUGAACAAAACAUAAGAUGCUCAGGCGAUGAAUUUACUGCAAGUUGUGUGUUCUUGAAGUCUUCUGGAUUCGUUUCAGAGCAGCCAGGAGCUUAAUGUGUUUGUUGGGAAACGAUUUUGGCUUUAUUAAAAGAUUGACUGACACUGGCAAGAAGUGCAAGCCUGUUGUAAGCAAAGGGAAAUUUGUGUCAAGGUCUCUGUAAGGGGCCAGUAAUGGAGCCAUGAUGCUUUGAUAGGAUUGCAUAGUUUGUGGCAAAGCAUCAGUACCUUUACACUGUAAGAGUUGGGCUGAACCUUCACCCAGGAUAGCUUAGAGGGUGUUGGGGGGAAACAGCUCUACUUUCGUAAGCUGAGAGGGUUGUUCUGGAUAAAAAAAACAGCUGGUGAGAUUUAGUAACUUUUACACCAGUCAAAUCUUGGUCAAAUGCAGUGUGCUCAG